Molecule: messenger RNA, 198 nt
Organism: Musca vetustissima
Lineage: Eukaryota; Metazoa; Arthropoda; Insecta; Diptera; Muscidae
Gene: wrm2
Exons: 1
Coding region: 16-189 (57 amino acids)
Source: RefSeq, a predicted model, not a curated record
CAAGACUACAAGAAAAUGGCAUUUAUUAUUUUGUAUCCAGCUGUUGCAGCAUUAGCUCUCUUUAUUGUCGGCGUCAUAAUAAUAAUGUUACGUUUUGGUCCACGUCUCUGUGGCCUACGUCAUCAUGCUUUACCCGAUCGUGAAGAUUAUCAAGAUCGGGCCUAUGAACAUGAAAUUAGUUAUGCCUGAUGAUAUUAA